AUGGCGACUUUCUCAGGAUUACAUCUUCUCCUCUUCUCCUUCAUCAUAGCAACAGACUUGAACGCGAAUUGUCCUACCGAUCUACGCGUUUUGGAUGGGGGGAAUGUUGUGGCGUGUAAGAGCGCUUGCGAGGCUUUUAACAAACCGGAGUAUUGCUGCACCGGGCCGUUCAAUAAACCGGAGACUUGUCCUCCGACCGAUUUCUCGAGGAUAUUCAAAGCAGCUUGUCCCAGAGCGUAUAGCUACGCAUACGACGACGCUUCGAGCACUUUUACUUGUGCCAAUGCUAAUUACUCCAUCACUUUCUGUCCCUAA
Molecule: messenger RNA, 315 nt
Organism: Thlaspi arvense
Lineage: Eukaryota; Viridiplantae; Streptophyta; Magnoliopsida; Brassicales; Brassicaceae
Source: the annotation of a GenBank genome assembly